Messenger RNA from Cladocopium goreaui, 4852 nucleotides. NCBI's taxonomy places the organism in Eukaryota, Dinophyceae, Suessiales, Symbiodiniaceae. The record is from the annotation of a GenBank genome assembly.
GGAUUCUCCUGGCUAUUUGGCUGCGUAUGAAGACGCGCAAUUCUUCGACUCUCUAUUGUCCAAGACCGGUGAGGUCCAGAGCCAAGAACUUGCGGAGCGCGUCAAAACCUUGCCAUGUGAGGCCAUCAUUUGCUCACCCCUGCGGCGCACUUUGCAGACAGCUGCGCUCGCAUUAGCAACCCACUUGGAGAGGGGUGUUCCUUGCUACGCUGUGGAAGCGGCCUGGGAGUUUAGCCAAGGACAUGCCCGGCCCUGCGACUAUCGCCACUCGGUUGAGUUGCAACGCGCCAGCUUCGAGCGCGUGGAUUUCAGUCGCGUGCCGCCCGGGGAGGACACCUUCGCGGCGCGGAAGGAGUCAGUCGAAGACCUGGACCUUCGAUGCCUUGAGCUGCUGAAGUUGCUGAGGGACUUGCCUCAGCGGCAGCUGGCGGUGGUAUCGCAUACAGGUUUCCUGACACACCUCUUCAAGAGCCACCUCCAUUGGCCAGAAGAAUGUGCCUUCAGCAAUGCUGAGCUGCGUUCGGUGCUGCUGCAAUUUGAGGAUGGCUGGGGUGGAAAUUGGUUGAAGCGGACUGUGGUGCUGGUGCUCCUUGAGAAAAAGGGCGAUGGGGCCAUGAGUCAUGCCCAGAGCAUGCAGAGUGCGGUGGAUGAUGCCUUGACGGUGCCGCUGCCCAGUUGGGCGCGGACCUUGCGAGAGCUCAACGUGCGCGAUGGACGUUCCAAGAAGGCCCAGGUGGUGCGACUGCUCACCAUUGGUGAGGAUGUCCACAUCGUGCACCUCAGUGGAAUGCGCUCAGAUCGAUUCGCCUUGCGAUGGAUGGAUCUCGACCAUGACAUCGGCAAAGGAAACCGCGCAGCGGAGGUGUGCCUGGAACUCCCCGAUGGUCCCUGGCUGCUGCCCGACCUCCCGGAUGCUCCCGGUGCCGCGGCCGGCACCAUGUCGCAGGAGAACGAGGAUGCCGUGAGCCUGUACGAUCCGCCAUUGGAUGCUGGGAUGGCAUGUGCAUUUGUGGAUUUGACGGCAGAAAAUUGGAAACAGAUCCGCCCGGGCUGGGCCAUGACGCUGGUCCAGGUGAACGUGCGCGAGGGCCGCAGCAAGCGCAGCGAAUUGCUGGGUGCCGCGGUCCGAAGCGGAAGUUUGCCGGUGAAGACCCGCAUUUACAUUUUGGAGGUGGUGGAAACCCGGGCCCGCAUCAACGAUCCCUACGAGGGCUGGGUGUCCGUGCUGACGCCCGAGCGCCUCUUCGCAGUGGAACCCUUGGAGGUGCUGGUGCCGGUGGAAGAAGAGCCGCCUGGAGUUGAGGAUGUGCCCCCGCCACCGCCACCGCCACCACCGGUGGAAGAGCCAGCUGAACGUUCCUCCGAGGAGCUUCCACCGCCCAACGAGGAGCUUCCGAAGCAGAAAGAGCUUCGCAUUGCGGAGGCGGAGCCGACUUCACCCUCCAGUUCGAAGGACAGCGAUAGCAGUGGAAGUACCAGCAGCGACAGCAGUGAGGCACAACCCGCUCCCAAAGUUCAAGCCAAGCCUACUGGGUCUGCUCCACGAGCUGCAUCAACAUCCUCAGAGGACAGUGCCUCAGACAGCUCAACAUCAGAGAGCUCACAGGCGACUUCCUCUUCCAGCCCAGUCAAACCUGCGGCUGUCAAACCUGCGGCUGCAGAAGAUUCUGCCCCCGUGGGACCCGUGGCAAGUGGUGAGAACUCGUCAGAGGAGCCAGGCUGGUGGUGGACUCAUUUGAAGGCCAUCGUUUCCAAAGGUGAGUCACGUCUCACGGAGGUGGUGGGGCAGAUCCCACCAGGCACCACGGUCUUCGUCCUGGAGCUGCGCAACGAACGCGCCUUCAUCCGAGAGCCCUUCGAGGGGUGGACCUCCCUGCGAUCGCCCAGUGGCCAAAUCGUCCUGUCCAUGGAGGCACCGGCCCACGUGGAAGGCGACGCCGAUGCCCACACCGCGGAAGCAGAAGCGAAAGCAGCCGAGGCGGAAACCAAGAGUGUGGAGGUGUCCACACCGGUGCCUGGUCGAUUGCAUCGCGCUCCAAGGAAGAGCGGAGUGGAGCCGGUCCAGGCGGUUCAGGCGGUUCAGGCGGUGGAUGAACCACAGGUGGAGCGGGUGGAGGUUUCCCAGGCGGAAAAAGCGAUGGCGAAACCGGAGAUGGAGCCACUGGAAAUCCAGGAUGUGGAGGCUGUGAAGGAGGAGAAAUUGGAAGAGUUGGACGACGCCAAGUCAGAGCAGAAGACGGUGAAGACCGGCCCAGUAGACCACGAUGAGACCAAGACGCUGAAGAUGCCAAAAGAUGGCAAAGAUAGCACCAUCCCAGCAGUGCGGGUGUGGGAGCCGGAUACCUUCGACCAAGAUGUCGACGAAUUGAAGAAGCGGUUCCAGAAGGCUUCGCAACAGGCUGACGCUUCCAAGUCCAGAGAAACUCCUCAGCUCGCUGAUCCAGUGGUUGACACAUCAACUGCCAGAUCCGGUGGCAGAUUGGAUGCAACUCAGGUAGUGGACCUACCUGGCUCCGCAGUGGAGCCUGGAACGGAAGAUCCACCGGAUCCACUUGCCACCGCGGUUGCCACCGCGGUUGCCACGGCCACAUCGGAGUUGAGGGCGACGCCGGUGGAGGCCGUGGAGGCUGAAGUGGGAGGCAGUGAGGCUAAGGAUAGCCCACCAGGAGCAGGAGUCGCAGCGGUCGCCGAGACAACGCUGCCGCCAGUGGAGAGGAUGGAAACAGUGAGGUUGGAGGAGGAAACGCCAGUGGUGCAGAAAGACAAGGUUUUCAUUUUACCGUUGGUUCUGAAAUUGGUGGUGCGACCUCUGGAUGCACAUGGGCUCUCCCUGGCUUGCUGCGGCCUAGCCGAUCUCUCCCUGAAGCUGCAGCAGGGAUUGAUGGAGGUGGCUCAACAGAAGAGUGCCGAGUACAACUGCAGCGUCAGCAUCGCAGUGCGAACACCCCAGGGCCGCGCCAGCGUGGCGGCGGGUGUGGUGAACUUCGAGCAGAAGCAGCCGGCCAAGGUGGAGGAUGUCUACCCUUGGGGAAGUGUCACCAAGAUGUUCACUGCGGCCACGAUAAUGAAGAUGGUAGCGGCGGGGCGUUUCCGACUAGACGAUGCUAUCGCGCCUUUGGUGGAUGACUUGCUGGGCAAAAUGGCUGCCAAGGACCCCUCCCAGAAGUUCAGAAGCAUGGAAGAGCUCUGGGGACCCGACUUGGCGAAGACGACCUUGCGACAACUUUUGGGCAUGCAGUCCAACAUCCCGGACUUUGACACGGCCACGCCCUCUAGGGGCCAAGGUAUGUCCAAGGACCCGCUGAGGGCUGAGUUGUACAGCGAGCCGACGCAUUUCUACAAACCCACCGAGCUGAUGAGCGUGCCGUGGGUGGCGAACCACUCCAAGGACUGCAAGUCCCAGCUGAUGUUUGGAAAGUUCUGCUACAGCAGCACCAAUUUCAUGUUGCUGGGCAUGGCCCUAGCGCAAGCCACCGGAGUGGAGAACUGGUCGGAUUUCAAUCAGACAGCGCUGCUGCCGGAGUAUCUGCAGGGGAAGAUCCGCUUCGCCAACUCCGGGUCUCCCAAGGAGGCUGGAACUGUGCCGGGUUAUGACCGCACCUCCUACAACCGGGCUCCUGGCAACUUGAGCAACCAUAACAACUGGGAGGUGGACGGCGUCUUCGCCGGCUGGACGGCCAGCAACGUGGUGGCCAGCUCCGAGCAUAUCGCGGAUCUCAGCUGGGAGAUCUGGCAGGCGCACUCCGUGGCGCCCAAGGAAUGGGUGGACCAGAUGAUCCCUGGGACCAUGCGCAUCUAUGGCCUUGGCGCCUUCAACGUUGGCCUCUUUGCUGGCGGACAGCGUGGUCCGCUAGGCAAAGGCUAUGGCCACUUGGGCGCCACCUAUGGUUAUCAGAGCAUCGUGGGAUUCUUCCCCGAGCUGAACGUCUCCGUAGCCAUCGCCACCAACAUCGAAACUGACAAGCAGGUGCAAACCCCUGAUAGCCUCUGCUUCAGCUACCAUGUGGCGGCAGGUCUACUGACCAACAAGACCUACCAAUGCACUUUCGCGACGCAGGGCUAUUACGGUGGCCGUUGCUCCUGUGUUGAGAAGCAACCGACCGGUUUCACCAACGUCAACCUGGUGGACCUGCAGCCAGAGUGGCAGGUGGAACAGGACUCCUUGCUGCGACGCCUGGAAGAGCAGCUGAAGCGUGUGGAGGAGUGGCUCAGCUUUGACUUCCCGCAACAUCCAGCCAAAUUCUAUGUUUCAAAGUUGCAGCUGGAUUGGGAUCAAAAGCAGUACACCACACUUCGGCUGGUGGAUACUGGAGGCAUCGACUAUUGGCAGGGCGGAGUGCACUAUUGGCAUAGCAAGGUGAUCUUUUUGGGCGCUCCGCCGGUCGAGGUGAACUUCUCCUCGACCGGCCGCGCCCAGCGUGGCCAGGGGGAAGUCUUCGACUACGCGCAGGUGGAGGUUAAAGAAGCCCGGCAGCUUCAUGAGGAGAAUGGAGGGGAUGAGAGCUGGUACUCCUUUCAGCAUACCUUUUCCUUGGCCGGUGCCAUGUCAUACCACGACAUCGUGGCGGCAGUGGCUGCGAUGGCAUGGGAAUAUCCCUACUUCACCUGGGAUGAAGCGGGCACUUUUGAGACGUGUGGCCAAAGCAUGGGCAUCAAGGAAAGCCACUGCAGGAUCUUUGCGGAGCGACUGCUGCGACAGCUGGUGGCCAUCGACGAGUUGGCCAAGAUCCCGGGGGACAUGGACGUGGCCUCCCGUCUGCCCAACGUCCUACGGGUACGGCAGGACGACGUGAAGUUGUGCGCUGGUCCACUGGGCUGCUGGGAGAUGAUCAGCAGGUGGCUGAAGAGUUGA